AGGGAACCUGUGCCCGGGAGGCUUGUGCGUACUGCCUGCGGCUGCGUUGCUCCUCGGGAAAGGCGCGCAGUUUGUGGCCGCGGCCUUUUGGCUGGGAUGAUCCGCGCUCCCGGUGGAGGCGGGGGGAGCUGAGCUGGAGCCAUGGUGAGUGCGGCUUCAUUCUCCCGGGCGACCUCCGGCCUAGGCCCCGACCUCAUCUUCUGGCCUCGGCGGGUUGCGGCUGAGGUUGUGUCCCCUAGGGCAACUUCGGGAGGGAGGUCUUUGGGGCGUCCAGCUCCCCAGGACACAAAACUGUUGGCUCACUUUUCUUGGGUGUUUGUCUUCAUGCGUUGUCUCCAGCCUCUGAUCCGCUGUCCCAGGCUUUGGGCGCUAAAGCGUUCCUUCCCUGGAAGUCAACUUAAGGGUCUGUUAUGAAUUCGGCCAUUCCUAUAAACGCAUCUGAUAUAACUGCCCUUCCUCCCCGUACUUGUUCCACUUUGUUCUAUGCUUCCUUUCCGGGUGGUUCUUGCAAAAAUAGAUCUCUCCACUUUCUGAACAUCUUUGGAGCUCCUAAUUGGAGACAAUAAGACGGGAUAGUGCUGAAAGCAGGCCUUUAAUAAGCUAGUCUCCUAGUUUAGCCCACCCUUUUCAUUGAAAAUGUUUAAACAAAUUUUACAGCAGUCAGUGACAGUUGUUCCUUCUCUGGUAGAAACCUUAAUUCCAUUGCUCUUGAUUGAACUUUAUGUGACUUCAUUUGCCCAGAGCUAAGAAAAGUUUUCAAAGGGAGGUUAUCUUUUUCACUAUUGUGAAAGAGGGCAAGUCGAGUUGGCCUCUUCUGAAGUGAAAAGCCCCAUGCCUUUACAAUGCAUUCAGUAUUAGUUGCAGUAGGUUUGAAGGAUUAUUGAGCAGAAUAUUUUCACCUUAACGCUUGUUUCUCCUCUUGAAAUGCAACUAGUAAUGAGUAAGGGAUGGGAUAAUGAUCAAAAGGAAUGGUGGAAGUUACAGAAAUAAAUGUUUACUCUUCUCUUUCCAGGCCAGUACAGUGGUAGCAGUUGGACUAACCAUUGCUGCUGCAGGAUUUGCAGGUCGUUAUGUUUUGCAAGCUAUGAAGCAUAUGGAGCCUCAAGUAAAACAAGUUUUUCAGAGUCUGCCAAAAUCUGCCUUUAGUGGUGGCUAUUACAGAGGUGGGUUUGAACCCAAAAUGACAAAACGGGAAGCAGCAUUAAUACUAGGUGUAAGCCCUACUGCCAAUAAAGGGAAAAUAAGAGAUGCUCAUCGACGAAUUAUGCUCUUAAAUCACCCAGACAAAGGAGGAUCUCCUUAUAUAGCAGCCAAAAUCAAUGAAGCUAAAGAUUUACUAGAAGGUCAAGCUAAAAAAUGAAGUAAACUUAUAAUGAAUUUUAAGUUCAUAUUAGUUAUGUUAUGUGAGUGCCAACUUUUUAUAAUAAAAUGCCUCAGAGGUUCAGUUUUGAAAAUGACUUGGCAUACACUAAAGCCUUGGUAUAAUUUCGUUUAAAUUUGAGGAUUUUAAGUCAGACUAUAGAUUAGAAUAUUUGAUGGACAAAUGCAGACUGUUGAAUAGAAAUAUUAUUCAUUACUUAUUGCAAGUAAGUUGCUUUGUGUACUGUUCAAGACAAAGUGAAGUAGACAGUCCUUGCUCUCAGCCUCCAGUCUGGUGGGAGACUGGUAAACUGGUAGUUAAGCUGUUCAAGCUGGCCCAGCUACAGGGAACCUUAUAUUUAAAAGUGAAUUUAGCCAUGAUUUUGAUUUAAGUAAGCAACCUGUGUGUGUGUGUGUAUAUAUAUAUAUAUAUAAUGUCACUGAUAGAAUUGUUUCAUACAUUAAAAAUUCUUUUAACAUGGCUCUGUGCCUAUAGCUCAGUGUCUAGGGUGCCAGCCACAUACACUGGAGCUAGUGGGUUCAAACCCAGCUCUGGCCUGCCAAACAAUGACAACUACAACCAAAAAAUAGCUGGGCGUUGUGGCGGGUGCCUGUAGUUCCAGCUACCCAGGAGGCUGAGGCAAGAGAAUCACUGGAGUCCAAGAGUGUGAGGUUGCCGUGAGCUAUGUGAUGCCACAGCACUCUACCGAGGGCUACAAAUAAAUAAAUUUAACAGUAUGAUAACGAUUUGAGAGUACAAAUCCUAUUAUUAAGUAUUUACAUUGUAUUUAGCCCCUUAAAGGUACUAUUUGCAAAUUAUUCCUCCAACUGGUUAUUUUUUUGACACAAUAGAAGUUUUGUAAUUAUUAAAAUCAAACUUAAACAGUUGGCAAAACUGAAAACUCUUAGUGCCCUCAAUAUCAACUUAUCAACUUGGAUUAUUAAGAAUUUAUAUACUAGGCAGCGCCUGUGGCUCAAAGGAGUAGGGCGCUGGCCCCAUAUACUAGAGGUGGUGGGUUCAAACCCAGCCCCAGCAAAAAAAAAAAAAAAGAAUUUAUAUACUAAUACAUUUAAAUGAUACUUGAGGGCAAAUGACUGUCUAACAAAGUAUGUGUCUUAACUAGAGCCUCUGUAUACACAUCUGAGGUAAGCUAGCUAAUCAGUAUUCCCCACCAAGGGUAUCAUGUGUAACUCUGAGUUGAUAAAUUAUACUAACUACCAUCCAGAUUUAAAGGUCUUGAUUAUUAACCGAGAAUACAAAGACCUGAUGUGUAAAAAUAAUGGGGAUAGUCAUAUGUAUUGGCAUUUUAAAGUAAGGGUGUAGCUGUUCUUUUUAUACCUAGUACCCUUGUUUAAAAUGUGAUGAAGUCGGUUAUGAUUUAGUGAAGCCCUUAACUUCUAAGGCUCUUGUGUAUUUCCAGGGGCAAGUGGGCAUGAAGGUAUAAUUGGUUCUUGUUCAUUGUACUUUUUUGUCCUAUAAAGUUGCUGUGAACACUCAAUUAGCAAACACUGAACUAUUGUUCCUAGGGGAAAUAUAGGUUCCUAUAAGCCUGUGGUCACACCUUUCUCAGCUGAUGAAUAUAUAACUUUUACAUGUUUCUGUUUAAAAACAUGUAAUAUGUAUUAUCAUUAACACAACCCACAGCCAACACCAUUAUAACUUAACCUUGAUGCAUAACACCCACCUCUGCUUGAAGAACACUACUAGAUGACAGUUCACUCCUUUUGGGAACCAUCUUAACAGCAAAAUUUUCAACAAAAUGUGUAAAGAUGAUAGAUCAUAAAAAAGGAUACUUGUUUUUGAGAGCUGAAACAAGGAAGAGCAUUGUUUUUGCACAUGGAGUGUUUGAAAUUUUUGCCAUUCUGUGCAUAUUCACCAAUGACCAGAAAUAUCACAUCAAGUGUUGAUUUUGGAGUUACAAAUAAAUUGUAUUAAGUAGGCAAAUUCACUAGUAUAGAAGAUCAACUGUAUUUUGGUUUACCAAUCUUUUAUUUCAGUCCUUUGGACUAAUCAAAAAAUGGUUCUGUGAACAAGAGCCUCACUUAAAACUAAAAAGCUAAUUUUUUAAAGUGUGAUGGUAUGACCAUAGGCAGUGAAGCAUUCACUCCAAAAUACUGUUGAGUGUCUAAUAGCACAAACUUUUUUAAGACAGAUGCUGAGAUAAAGGAAACCACUUUAAAAUAAUAUGCACUGCUUUGCUCCUCAGUAUUUUUCUUACCCAUCAGUCUUCCUGCAGGAUUACCUUUUUCAAGUAGAAGAAAAAGGGAAAACUGAACAUUUAAAUGUCAUCCAGGUGAGGGUUCUAGAUCAUAGUGGGUAAUUAAUACAAUAGUUAAUCACUCAAGACAACAGAAGGUUGUCAUCUCUUAGGGCUCCUGCUUCCUUGUCUGUAGGAUAAAUGGCUACCCUGAAACUAAGGAUUCCUCCACAUUUUAUGGCUAGGGAAACAAAAAGCCACAGAGAAUGGUUUCUAAGGUUAUAGCUAGUGAAACUACAAUUAAGGCCUGGGUGUCUUCUCAAUUCACUGUUUAUAGUUAUCAAAAAGUGUUCUGGGAGGAAUGCCUAUUUGUAACUUUACUAUUAGUUCUGGCAUACUAGAGAUUUCUGUGUCCUUUAGCCUAGUGGUCCCCAAACUUUUUGGCACCAGGAACCAGUUUCGUGGAAGACCAUUUUUCCUUGGGGGAGGGGAUGAAGGGGAAAAUCUGACAGGAGUUGGAGCUCAGGUGGCGGUGAUCCAAGCAAUGGGGAGCUGAUUAAGUGCAUACGCAGCUUCUGCAGCUUCGCCAUCACCCACUCUCCCUGCUAAGUGGCCUAGUUCUUGAUAGGCCAGGGACCAGUAAUGGUGUAGGUCUGUGGCUUGGGGGACCAUAGCCUUAGCCGCCUUCCCUUCCUUUAAAUCCGAAGCUACCCGCUCACUGCCUGUAGCUCAGCGACUAGAGCAGCCACAUACAUCAGGGCUGGCGGGGUUUGAGCCCGGCACAGGGCAGCUGAACAACAACUGCAACAAGAAAACAGCCAGACUUUGUGGCAGGCACCUAUAGUCCCAGCUACUUGGGAGGCUGAGACAAGAGAAUCACUACUGCAUUCUACUGAGGACGACAUAGUGAGACUCUCAAAAAAACAAAAGUCCGAAGCUACUGUAUAUAAAAAGUCUGUGUUGGUAAUGAAAGGAUAUAAUUGAGUGGUCUUGGUAGUUAACUAUGUUCUUCCACCUUUAGUUUUAAGCCAAUUCUUUGCCGUAUAGUAUUUUCCAGCCAGAUGUAGUUGCUUAUGCCUGUAAUCCUAGUACUCUGGGAAGUUGAGGCAAUUGUAUUGUCUGAACUCAAGAAUACAAGACUACAGAAGAGACCCCUGUCUACUACAAAUAGAGCUGGGCAUUGUGGCAGGUGUCUGUAGUCACAGCUACUUGGGGGACAAAGGCCAGAGAUGGCUCUAGCCUACAAGUUUGAGGUUGCUGUAUAUGCCAGAGCACUCUAACCCAGAGAGACAGACUGUCUCCAAAAACAAAAAGGGUGUUUUCCAAAUGAUGAGAGAACAUACACAAGCAUUUAAAUGAAUAGUUACUCAGAUCACAAUUCUAGAAAUAUUUGAGAUCCCUUGUUUGAAAAUGGGUGGUAUGUAAGUCCAUACCUACGUAUUCUGCUGAUUCUAGAAGUUUGGUUGCAUGGUUUUCUCUGCCACCCUCAAUUUGCUCUUAAUUACGAGAAACAAAAGAAGGGUAGAAGGCAGCUAGAAGCAAAAUCACAAAUUGGAGAACACUGUUAACUAGCUUAACAUAAGGUAAAGUACUAAACUAUGCCACACUGUAAACUAUGUAUGUCCCACCUUAAAACUCUCCACUUGAAAUAUUUAAAAUGAAAUCCACUCAAGCACAACAUUUAAAGAGUUAGUAGCAUUUUAGGCUAGAAUGCUGAGAACUGCUUCAAUUAUGAGAAUGUGUAGGGCAUCUUUUCUGGUUGACAAUGAUGUAUAAUGUUUGGCAAUUGAGAAACCUGUUGCAUUUUGAGUGCAGGUGAUCCUCCGGACAUACUAACUGAUGAAAAUUUAGAACUUGAUUCAACACUUCAGAGAACAGCAUAAGCUAAGAAACUGUAAAUAUGAGGUAAACAAAAUGUAAGAACUAUUAUUUAGAACGAAUGCUAUACUCAGUUUUUAUUGUUAAAGAAUCCUGGACUGAGACUAACCUUGAGUAUCAGAAAACUUAAAUGACCUAAGUUCUGCUUUUUGUUGUUGGCUGUUGUGUAGAGUGCUGUGGAUCUGCUUAGAGGAAACUGUUGCCUUAGCAACAGGAUAUAGAAGAACUUCUAUCCUGUUACCUAUUAUACCUGACCCAAUAAUAGGUAACAGGAUAGAGUAACCGUCCAAUGUUGAUAUAAUCUGGAACAUGGUAACACUUGCUACCUUUGUGCUGUUUUGACUAUUGAAAUUUAAAAUGUGACGUAUUCAUUUUUCUUUACAACUUGAAAACAGCAAAUUAGAUGAAAAGGAAAACUCAAAGAGGUUGAAGUGUAAGUUCCAGGCAACUAUUAACACAUUGCUGACCAGUUAACAUGGAGUUUGAGUAAAACUGUCAGUCAACGAUGUGUUAAAAGUUAAGAGGCACUAAGUGAUUCUGUAUUAUAAGCGAUUCUGUAUUAUAAGCAACUGGGAGAUGAGGAAGGAAGAAUAAAAUAGGCUGAAUUUGGGACAACUGGGGACUGAGAGAAAUGAAUCAGGGAACAGGUGCUAUGUUAAGUAUAAACUGGUUUAUCUGGAAAAACUACUGGAAAAUAUCUUUAAUGAAAAUGACCUUUAAACUAGAAAAUGUGUGUAGCAGAUACAUUUCACCAUUAAUCCAUUACAAGGAUACAAAAUAUUUUACCCAGAAAAGGAAAAUACCGAUCACCAAAAUACAAAGAAAUUCAAGGAUCUACUUAAUGGGGCUACUGAGACUGAGGAAGUCAAUGAAAGAAUUAUUCUUUGUUUUACCUUUAGAUUGCAUUCAGAAUAGUUCCAAAUGGCUUGGAUGGAUACAUAACACAGAACAAAUGCCCAUUUCGUUCAGCAUAAAUUCUUGGGCAUCUGCUUAAGUGUUACCCAGGUCUGACCCAUGACUAGACUGAAACUGUAUUAAUCUUGGAAGGGCCUUCAGGAGAGUUCCAACUAGUCCAGCCCUCUCUGGUUGGUAAGAAUGAAGACUACAGAGAAAAACUUAAAACUAAAACAGUGGCUCCCAAUUCUGUACAUUUACAUAAAGCAUCUUUAAUAAACAAAUUGCUUAUACAGCUAAAUUAUAGUUUUUCCAGGAGAAUUUUUAGGUACCUCAGUACUACAAAGAGUAGUAUACAAGAUAAAGAUAAAUCUGAAUCUAAAGUGAUCUACUGAUAGACUUUUGAAAAAUAUAUUUUCUUAUAGAUUAUAUAUGCCCUCAUCAUCCAGUAAUUAGGGGUUUUCUGGAUGAUUGAAUCUGUCUUCAAUUUCUAAUUCUUAAAAAUUUGUAGUUAGUUUGAAUCAUAGGAAAUUCCCAAGUUGACCCUUUUUGACCCACAGACAUGCAUUUCCUGUCAUUCAAUCUAUUGGACUUAUCUCAACCAGCAGUAGAGUGCAAUUCACGUUAACACCCACUUGCCAAAAGUCUAAGCAGAUUAAAAUUAUUGCUUUAUUAUAAAAGUUCUGCAAAUAAAACCCAAAUAUUAAUGCAAGUUAAUCCUGGGUUGUGAGCAACUAUAAUUCAUUUAGGCACUGUUCACACUAAUAAAGGACUGAAAUUUUUAAUCAGGAGCUCAGCAAAUUCACUAUCAUCAGAUAUCCUUAUAAAAAAGUACAAGGGAUCCAGCCCUUAUAUUAUAGCAAAAAUAGGAAGAUUGAGGUUUUUUUUUGCAGUGUUUGGCUGGGGCUGGGCUUGAACCCACCACCUCCAGCAUAUGGGGCUGGCGCCUUACUCAUUUGAGCCACAGGCGCCGUCCAAGAUUGAGGUCUUUUUAAGAACUUUUUUUCCUGUUGGAAUUUUGCCAAACCCAUACAUUUAGUUCCAAUUUCAAGUUCCUUGACACUUUCUGGAAGAAAAUCUAUGUGUAAAAAAUUUUCCAUUACUUCUUUCACAGCUACUUGACACAGGACUUAGGCAGUAUAGCCAGUUUUAUAAUUAUCUGUCGUUAAUAUAAGCUCCCUGUAGACACUAGUUGGUUAGAACCUUUAAAGUCUCAAUCUGUUCGCAGAGGACAUAAAUACUAUCAUUUACCCAAUCCAAGUACAUUUAGUCAACAUUGCUAAUAUUAUACCUGUGACUUAGUGCAAAGUUAAGGGAAGCCAGCCACAAAAGAACAUGCUAACAUGAAUGGGGAUCUAGAACACAAGCAUUAAAACACCAGCUGCUUUUUUGACUCCCACCACAGCUUAUCAUCUCUCUCAUCUGUCCUUUUGUUUACUUACCACCUACAAGUUUUAAAACAAUACAUUUAUUUAAGCAGCCUCCCUCCAUCUGUUCUAAGCAAUGUCUCAGGUAAGUUUGCAUAAACUCGCUAAUUUGAUGUACUGCUCUUAAUUCCACAUUAAAAUACAUGAUUAUUUUAAAUUAAGAUUUCUGUCAAUCUAUCCCUACAGUACUUUUACUAAUGUUAUCUGACCUGUUACCAGAGUAGAUACCAUUUCACAGUAGUUUUAGGCCCUUUUAAGGCUUAAAGAUGCCUAAACCAAGAAUCCUAGGCCUCCCAAGGUCUCAGAAAAGGCAGAUCAUUUUUUGCUCCCACAUAAUCUCAGCUGCUACUUCAUGGUUCAAUUCAGGUUCCAUGUACUAUUUCACAUACAUAUGUUAAAGCAGUUAUCUGAGCCAUACAAGGCUUUAUAGAGUACAUUUUUUCUGCCUUAGUCUUUGUUUAGUGUAUACUAGCAGUUCUCCCUUAGUAUGGUUCAUCCAAAAAAAGACAACAGCAGAAGAGAUGGACUCCUUUCAAAAUAAGUUUGGGAGGCUCCCUGAAUUAUAACUGUAGUUACCUCUGGAGAGUGGGCUUUUCAUUUAUAUUCCUGAAUAUGAGUAUGUCCUGUUUUAAAAAAAAAAAAAAAGGCCUGCUUAUCACAACUCUAGGCAUAUUUUUUAAAGGACAAAACAUAGGUUUGGUCAUUUGAAAUGAACCCGUUAUUUCUUGUAAGUUACUAAGUAACUGCUACUCCAAUGAACUGCUUCAGCCACACUCACUCUUUAAAUUGGUUUUGCUCCUUUCCCAUUGAAUCAAACUUUAUGGAAAAAGAAUUUUAGUGAAUCUGUUCUACAUGGGAGAAAACAAAAAAUCACUUUACCUCAACACAUUUGCCAAUUUAGGGAUUAAUCAAAAUUCUUCUGAUACCUUAUAGUUAAGUUGUAAUACAAUCAUACAGAAGAACUAUUUGACUUAUUUCUGGAACUUUGAUGGAUUUUUUAAAAAUCUGAGUAAAUUGGGUGGCGCCUGUGGCUCAGUCAGUAAGGUGCCGGCCCCAUAUACCAAGGGUACAAGGUUCAAACCUGGCCCUGGCCGAACUGCAACAACAAAAAUAGCCGGGCAUUGUGGUGGGGACCUAUAGUCCCAGCUACUCGGGAGGCUGAGGCAAGAGAAUGGCUUAAGCCCAGGAGUUGGAGGUUGCUGUGAACUAUGUAAUGCCACGGCACUCUACCCAGGGCCAUAAAGUGGGACUCUGUCUCUACCAAAAAAAAAAAAAAAUCUGAGUAAAUUUUUAAAAAUCAGGAUAGGAAACCAUUUGAUAUCUUUACAUAAAGUGCAAAAUCACACUAUUCACAACAUACUUCAAAAUUCUCAGUUAUCAGAAACAAUUUAGAAGGUUUCUGGAAAAACCACAUAAUACCAGAACAUUUGAACUUCAAUUAGAAGAAAUUUGAAGGCUAGGGUUAUAUACACACUGACCUAGCAAACUUUGCAUUUUUAACUAUACCCUGAAUUAAGCAUUAGGUCAUGUAAAUUAAAAUCACAACAUUUUUAUGCAGGUAUAAACUGACACAAGUGGUGGUGCUCGUAGCUCAGUGGUUAGGGUACCAGCCACAUACACCAAGGCUGGUGGGUUCAAACCUGGCCUGGGACAGCUAAACAACUGCAAACAAAAAAUCGCUGGGCGUUGUGGCAGACGCCUGUGGUGUGGCGGACACACUUGUGAGGCUGAGAAAAGAGAAUCACACAAGCCCAAGAGUUUGAGGUUGCUGUGAGCUUAGAUGCCACAACACUCUACCAAGAGCAACAAGUCUGUCUCAAAAAACAAAAGAAAACACGAAGUAUGUACAUAAAAACACGGCAGAUGCCAGGUUACAAAUAUGUUAGUCUUCCUCAGUGUAAAGUUUAUAUAUUAUAAAGCAAACCCUUUCCUAGGUCCACAUUUAUUUGACCUCACAAUUAGCUAUAUAAAUUAAUGCAUUGUUGUUACUCUAAUAAAACAUUCGGGGUUUUAUCUCUGCAAACUUAAAUUUGAUAGUGAUUUUCAAUCAUUGCUAUAAGAAUCUUCAAAAUUAGUUGCUUGAUACUCUAGAGGCAAAUUUAUUGGCCUAUCACUUAAAUAUUGCUCAUCAUACUUUAAUAACUAAAACCAAGGUAAAAAUUCGCUUCUGCCCCCACUGUCUUCCAAAAAGUUACCUUUCAUUAGAAUUUUGUAAUGAAAGAUUUUUUUUUUGUCCUCCCUGGUGGCAAAUGCAUUUAUCAAUUCCCAAAGCCAUCUAUUCUAACAAUCUCAAUUUUAAGUGUUAAGAUUUCAAAGGAUUCAUUACAAAAUGAUUACAUAGCCAACUGACAUUUUAAUGCUAUUUAUGGGAAAAUAUAGAUGCUUUUUAAAAAGCAAUCAAAGCAUACUAUUCUAGGCCUAUAAAUACCUCCAACUAUUCCAACAAUUGAUGUAUAAAGUAGAAAGUUAAAAAUCACCAAAUGGAAGAUCAAAGUUUAUUUACUACCUGCAUACAAAAAAACAUAUUGCACAUCAAACAACCAAAAAUCAAAAAAAAAAAAAAAAAAAGAAAGAAAGAAAAGAAAAAAGGGAGAGGAAGGGAAAGAAAGAAAAGAAAAAGAUACUCUACCAAAGACUAACAUGGAGUUUAUACAGAACAAACCUUCUGGAAAUUGAUCUUUUCAGUAGUUCAGGUUAUGUCUUGAAUGGACAUGACUAAUUCAGCUUAGUGUUUUAAACUAAAGCUAUGUUUGAUUUUUAAAUACUGUACACUUUAAUAAAUAAACCAAACAAAGCCUCAAGGUAGAACAGUCACUGCCAAAUAUCACCCAGUGUCCCUGC
This is a messenger RNA of Nycticebus coucang (slow loris), 10597 nucleotides long. RefSeq names its product DnaJ heat shock protein family (Hsp40) member C19 (gene DNAJC19). The record is from RefSeq and is a predicted model, not a curated record. NCBI's taxonomy places the organism in Eukaryota, Metazoa, Chordata, Mammalia, Primates, Lorisidae. The transcript has 5 exons. The coding region runs from base 956 to 1360 and encodes 134 amino acids. Gene Ontology annotation, cellular component: PAM complex, Tim23 associated import motor. Gene Ontology annotation, molecular function: ATPase activator activity. Gene Ontology annotation, biological process: protein import into mitochondrial matrix.